Musa acuminata AAA Group (dessert banana) is the source of this 1322-nucleotide messenger RNA. Its product is annotated as bifunctional phosphatase IMPL2, chloroplastic-like. Lineage: Eukaryota; Viridiplantae; Streptophyta; Magnoliopsida; Zingiberales; Musaceae. Gene Ontology annotation, molecular function: histidinol-phosphatase activity. The transcript has 10 exons. The record is from RefSeq and is a predicted model, not a curated record. The coding region runs from base 62 to 1114 and encodes 350 amino acids.
GUGGCCGUCACUUCUCACUCUCGGUCUCUCCCUUUCCUCUCUUUAAACCCCACUGCGACCGAUGCUGCCCUCUCAAACCCACCGCUCGCUCGCCGCCCGACCCCAGCCCUCCCUCGUCUUCUCCUCCUCUUCCCAUAUCCGUCUCCGCUCUCCUUGCCUUAACCUUAACUCUUCCCCUCUCCCCUUCCCUUCCCUCCACAUUUAUUCCGGUUCCUUCCUGAGGCCUGCAUCCGUGCAGAAGAGAAGCCCGAUCGCUGCUUCUUGUUCCAUCCCAAAAACAGAUCCGGCGAAGCGGAUGUCGGUGAUGGCGGAAAUGGAGCGGUUCGCGGAGGUGGCCAACACGGUCGCCGACGCCGCAGGCGAGGUGCUGCGCAAGUACUUCCGCCAGAACUUCGAGAUCAUCGACAAGGAGGAUCUCAGCCCGGUGACGAUUGCCGAUAGGGAAGCGGAGGAGUCCAUGGUUUCGAUCAUAUCGGAGAGUUUUCCUUUGCAUGCUGUUUAUGGCGAGGAGAAUGGCUGGAGGUGUAAGGAGAAGUCUGCUGAUUAUGUUUGGGUUCUGGACCCAAUUGAUGGCACAAAAAGCUUCAUUACGGGGAAACCUUUGUUUGGUACUCUUAUUGCCGUUUUGCACAAAGGAUCUCAUACACCUAUUAUUGGCAUCAUUGAUCAACCUGUCUUAAGAGAAAGAUGGGUUGGGAUUGAUGGGAGAACAACAACAAUGAAUGGACGGGAAGUUUCAACACGUGAUUGUAACAAACUUUCACAAGCUUACUUGUAUACAACAAGUCCACAUCUCUUUAGCGGCGAUGCUGAAAAAGCUUUCUGUCGUGUAAGAGAUAAGGUCAAAGUUCCACUGUAUGGUUGCGAUUGUUAUGCUUAUGCUCUUCUGGCUUCUGGAUAUGUUGAUCUUGUAAUUGAGUCUGGGCUAAAGCCCUAUGACUUUCUCUCGUUGGUACCUGUAAUAGAAGGUGCUGGGGGAUCAAUAACUGAUUGGAAAGGACAUAUGCUUUACUGGAAGGUCUCCCCCGAGUCACGUCCAACAAGUUUUAACGUUGUAGCAGCAGGGGACCCUAAGGUCCACAGACAGGCUUUGGAAGAGCUACACUGGCAGUAAGGCUCAUGGCUGCUAAAUCUGAAGAAUUGUUUAUUGGCUUAGGACAUACUUAAGUCAUUUGAAAGGUAUUUAGGAUAAAGGGCAAUCGGGAUCAGUAUGGAGAUCGCAUUUGUUACUUGCUAUGCUUAUGGUAACAAAUUCUUUUAACUCUGUUUGCUACAUCCGACUGUGUUACAGCUUAUGCAAAUAAAGUGGAAGCAAUUUUUGA